Messenger RNA from Canis lupus familiaris (dog), 2070 nucleotides. Its product is annotated as three prime repair exonuclease 2. The coding region runs from base 174 to 884 and encodes 236 amino acids. Gene Ontology annotation, molecular function: nucleic acid binding; 3'-5'-DNA exonuclease activity. NCBI's taxonomy places the organism in Eukaryota, Metazoa, Chordata, Mammalia, Carnivora, Canidae. Gene Ontology annotation, cellular component: cytoplasm. The record is from RefSeq and is a predicted model, not a curated record. The transcript has 2 exons. Gene Ontology annotation, biological process: DNA catabolic process.
CACAGGUCCUGCGGCCUUAGGCCUCAUUGCCCAACAGGCAGCUGGGGGCGGGCCGCGGCCGCUGAUUAAAGGCCGCCUGGAGCAGCCUGUGUGGAGACAGGUGCCCAGCAGCCCAGGAAGCCGGCCAGCACCCGCCCAGCUUUAGGCUUCGCUGUCCCUGUGAGCGCGUCACCAUGUCCGAGGCGCCCCGGGCCGAGACUUUCGUCUUCCUGGAUCUGGAAGCCACUGGGCUCCCCAAUAUAGAUCCCGAGGUGGCCGAGAUCUCCCUGUUUGCGGUGCACCGCUCGUCCCUGGAGAACCCGGACCGCGACGAGUCCGGGGCCCCCGUGGUGCCCCGGGUCCUGGACAAGCUGACGCUGUGCAUGAGUCCGGAGCGCCCGUUCACCGCCAAGGCCAGCGAGAUCACCGGCCUGAGCAGCGACAGCCUGGCGCGGUGCCGGAAGGCCGGCUUCGACCACGCCGUGGUGCGGACGCUGCAGGCCUUCCUGAGCCGCCAGGAGGGCCCCGUCUGCCUCGUGGCCCACAACGGCUUCGAUUACGACUUCCCGCUGCUGUGCACGGAGCUGCGGCGCCUGGGCGCCCACCUGCCCCCGGACACCACGUGCCUCGAUACGCUGCCCGCGCUGCGGAGCCUGGACCGCGCCCACAGCCACGGCACCCGGGCCCAGGGCUGCAAGGGCUACAGCCUGGGCAGCCUGUUCCGCCGCUACUUCCGGGCAGAGCCCAGUGCAGCCCACUCGGCCGAGGGCGACGUGCACACCCUGCUCAUGGUCUUCCUGCACCGCGCCGCUGAGCUGCUGGGCUGGGCAGACGAGCGGGCCCGAAGCUGGGCCCACAUCGAGCCCAUGUAUGUGCCACCUGAUGGCUCGAGUGUUGAAGCCUGAGUGCCAGGGACUGGGUGAUGCCACCACCCUGGGGGGGGGGCGGGACGGGGGAUGAAGCCCACUCCCAGCACCGUGGGCGGCCCCGGUUUGACCCUUCAGUCAGGCUCUGCGGUCCUGGAGCUGGCACCGGACCAGUGCCCCGCGGCCCCUGCCCCUGCCCCCUUAGCCAGCUAGCCCCGGGCCCGUGCACCUGCUAGGCCUUCUCCUGGCCCUGGCCGUCUCACCUUGUAGCCCUAGAGCUUUCUCCCAGCUCCAUCCCGGGACUGUGCUCUAGUGGUUUGCUGCUGCAAGCUUCCACCCUUCACUCGGCCUCACAAUAAAUUUAUUAUCAACGGCUACUCACCCGCUGAGUUUCCAAUUGACCCGUCCACCCUGCCCAGAGGGGGCAGACAGGGAGCCAGGCCGGAGCGGAGCCCCUGGGGCUGUCCCCUUGUGACCUCUGCUGGCGGUGAGCCCGGUGGGUGGGUGAGUGGCCGUUGCUCACCAGCUGGGCCGAGGUGACAGGCGGAGGGCUGUGGGUCCGAGCCUCGGCCCUCCUCCGUCACUGGUCUGCUGUAGCCUCGGUUAUCGUACCCUCCCUGCGUUGUCAUCCCAGAGGCCCCGAAAAUUGGUGAGCAGGGCCUUAGGGACAUCUCCCUGGACGCGGAAUCACCUGGGAGGGAGUUGGAAGAGAGCCGCCAGGCAGCUCUGGCCUUUUCGGCUCAGAGUGCUGUGCGUUCAGAGCUGUCCGUCUGUCUAGGUGCACGGCCUGCCGACCCUGGGCCACUCCUUCCUCUCCUGAGCACCUGGCCCUGCUCUGCAAGGUGGCAACAGGCUGAAAGGAGGCGGGCACGCAGUGCAGGACAGCUCCUGCCGUGCUCAGGGCGGUGGGGGAUGUGGGUGCGUCCCCCUUCGCACACGGGCGCACACGGAAAGGGCCUCAUGUGGGCCAGUCCUCGCCCAGGAGGAGCCACUAGUGCACGCGGGCUGGGGGUGCCUGGGGUGUGGGGCUGGCUCGGUGAGGAAGGACCUUGCGCCGGGCCCUGUGUCCCGUGUGGCUUGGCCUGAGGAGGGCCAGGAGGCUGCUGUGUGGGGAAGGCAGCUUCGCUGUCUCUGCUCGGCAUUGGGGAGCCAGUAACCUGCCUCUGGGGCCCCGCCUGUGUCACCAAACAAUGGGGCAAGGCAGGGCGGGAUGUCUAGAAGACAG